AUGCUCGUAUCAUCAAGUCGAAAUAUACCUCUAUUUGUUGGGAUAUCACACCCUUAUCCACGAAAUAUUAUUUUUAACAAAAAGGAUUGCGAUCCCCCAUGCAAGUAUAUUUACCUGUUCAACCUAGUUUUCAAAGGUGGCAUGACGUGGGACAUCUUUCCAACAAUGUUUCUUGUCAGAAUAAGAAAAAAUGAAAGACCUUUUGCAAAAAGUUGGUUCUACACAGAAAUGACGAACAAAGAAGAACUUAGUGGCGUUAACACAAUUGACUGUCAAUCGGUUUUUGGUGGUGAAGUAGCGCAUGAGAGUCGUAAAGUAUUGAACACAAAAGAGCUACCAGAGUGUUCGGCAUCGGAUAACGGCAAAAAGUGUCCGCUUGCAUUUUAUUUGACACAUAUCUUCAUUACCGAAUACAGAGUUUGUGUGCAUAAAGACUUCGGAAAAGUGAUUGUCGUUACGUCUAGUACAAUUACAUCGUCUACCCUGCUCUUCGAAAAGCAAGGUUCUUUGUAUUUUUUAGGAUAUUAUCAGUCUGAUUUUCAAGAGAUAAACCAGGGUCUUUAAAGUCUUCACACCCUUUAAGUUUUUGGCCAUUGCAAAAGCUACAUCAAAUAAAAUCAAGUCGGGUCUUCUUGGUUUUUAUAACCUCAGCAGCAGAUAAUCAGACCUUGUUUAUAUUCGAGUGCGCCUGUCUAUAAUUUAUGUCUCCACUAGGCGUAACCCUGAUAGAUGGCUUCUCAGUGUUCCCACAAUGAGGACUAGUUGGGUUCUUGCUCCAGCAUACAAUAAACGGGGUGUAGUCCUUUUUUGGGCCUAUGAGUAUUUUUGUUGUUCCACUCUCCGUAAAGCUUGAGACAAAUUGUGAACUAAAAAUCAUAUUCAGUUAUUUAGCAAUCGGCUACAUCUUACGUCUUAAUAUAAUUCGGCAUUUCUUAAGGAAUGUAAUCUUCUGUUAUAACAAUGUUUUGACCUGACAUUGUGUGUUGUUAGUGUACUGGGUUUAGGCAAAGAAAGAAAAAAACACCGAAAGUGGGC
Messenger RNA from Mucor mucedo, 1035 nucleotides. RefSeq lists its product as uncharacterized. The record is from RefSeq and is a predicted model, not a curated record. The transcript is spliced from 5 exons. Lineage: Eukaryota; Fungi; Mucoromycota; Mucoromycetes; Mucorales; Mucoraceae. The coding region runs from base 1 to 564 and encodes 187 amino acids.